AUGCAGCGGGUGGGCAGGCACGGCCGGCAGCCCCCGGAGGGUGGCUCCAUGGAGAACGGCGUGGGGCAGGAGCCAGGGACCCCUGAGCCACCUGGCCCCUCAGCCCCCCGGGCUGUCCGUGCCCGCCCCAGGCUGGUGUUCCACACGCAGCUGGCCCAUGGCAGCCCCACGGGGCGCAUCGAGGGCUUCACCAACGUCAAGGAGCUCUACGCCAAAAUCGCUGAGGUCUUCGACAUCUCGCCUACCGAGAUCCUCUUCUGCACGCUCAACACGCACAAAGUGGACAUGCAGAAGCUGUUGGGGGGACAGAUUGGCCUGGAGGAUUUCAUCUUUGCCCAUGUCCGGGGCGAGACCAAGGAGGUGGAGGUGACCAAGACAGAGGACGCGCUUGGCCUCACCAUCACAGACAACGGGGCCGGCUAUGCCUUCAUCAAGAGGAUCAAGGAGGGGAGCAUCAUCAACCGGCUGCAGACAGUGUGUGUGGGGGACAGCAUUGAGGCCAUCAAUGACCACACCAUUGUGGGCUGCCGGCACUACGAGGUGGCCCGGAUGCUGCGGGAGCUGCCACGGGCUCAGCCCUUCACCCUCCGCCUGGUCCAGCCCAAAAAGGCCUUUGACAUGAUCGGGCAGCGCACACGGACAGGUAAAUCCCUAGGUGAAGGCAGAGUGGCCAGUGGGAAGGAAACGCUGCGACUGCGGACACAGGGGCCAGCCGUGCUGGAGGAGGGGCCCAGCCCCUCCGAGGAAGAAGCUGCCCAGCGGGUAGAUGAUCUGCUGGAGAGUUACAUGGGCAUCCGUGACAGCGAACUGGCCUCGACGAUGGUGGAGGCGGCCAGGGGCAGCCCCAGCGUGGCCCAACUUGCCCAAGGGUUGGACUCGGUGCUGGGCGAAUUUGCCUUCCCCCAGGAGUUUGUGGCUGAGGUGUGGGCAGCUGUCUGCCACCCCAAGGGGGAUAAGGAGUAG
This is a messenger RNA of Cinclus cinclus, 963 nucleotides long. It is a transcript of the gene GIPC3, whose product is annotated as GIPC PDZ domain containing family member 3. The transcript has 6 exons. Bases 1 to 963 code for a protein of 320 amino acids. The record is from RefSeq and is a predicted model, not a curated record. Gene Ontology annotation, molecular function: protein binding. Lineage: Eukaryota; Metazoa; Chordata; Aves; Passeriformes; Cinclidae.